This is a messenger RNA of Eimeria maxima, 402 nucleotides long. RefSeq lists its product as hypothetical. The record is from RefSeq and is a predicted model, not a curated record. Gene Ontology annotation, molecular function: calcium ion binding. The transcript has 3 exons. The coding region runs from base 1 to 402 and encodes 133 amino acids. NCBI's taxonomy places the organism in Eukaryota, Apicomplexa, Conoidasida, Eucoccidiorida, Eimeriidae.
AUGACUGCAACACACUUCUGCCACCACAACAGCAACCUCCUCAUCCAGCAGCAGCAGCAGCAGCAACUGCAGCAGCAGCAGCAGCAGCAACUGCAGCAGCAGCAGCGCUUCUACUGGGCAAAGACAGAAAAAGCUGCUGCCUAUGAUUCGCAGCAAAUCGCAACUUGGAGAGAAAAUUUUCCUUCCCUUAAAGAAUUCAGUGACGAAGAUUUAUUAGAAUGGCGUCGUGUAUUUGAUUCAUUUGAUACGGAUGGAGAUGGAAGACUCAGCAGAGCUGAUCUACAAAAAAGAGCUGAAUUCUCUCUUGAUAAAGUACAAAAAAUCGAACAGUAUGAUAAGGAUAAGAACAACUUGAUUGACUUUGGAGAGUUUGUGGAGGCGCUCUAUGAGGCAAGCAGCUAA